This is a messenger RNA of Ruditapes philippinarum (Manila clam), 3448 nucleotides long. RefSeq lists its product as uncharacterized. Lineage: Eukaryota; Metazoa; Mollusca; Bivalvia; Venerida; Veneridae. The transcript is spliced from 7 exons. The coding region runs from base 407 to 1555 and encodes 382 amino acids. The record is from RefSeq and is a predicted model, not a curated record.
UGACAUGAAGAGUACAAACAAUUUGAUUGGUUCUCCAAUGUUGAUUGUCAAUACACUGUGCUAUAAUUAACCCAAGCACAUGGCUAUCUGUCAGUGUAUAUUGUAGUUGUUGUCUGUGCUUCAUUUGACUGGAUUUACUGGUUAAAUCAUUUAAAACAUACACUUUAUCUCAAAACUUUGUGGACUUAUGAUAAUUUUUUAAGAAAAAAUAAAUUUCAUUGUUACUUUUUACAAGGAAAUUUCUCUAAGACAAGAAUCUGUGUUUAUAUAUCCCUGAGGUCAAGGGUUAUUGCUCAUGCAUAAUCAUAGAGGUUAAACUUUUGUUUUAAAAUAAUAUUUACAUAUUUAUACAAAUAUGUAACAGUUUUGCAAUUUUGUUAUAGUGUUAAUAAACCAUUGUGGAAACAUGGGAGUAAGCUGGAAUAGCAUAUUUGUGGAUUUACCAAUUAUCUUCAUUCUUUUAUUUUUAAAUUUUGUGGACAGAAGUUCCCAAAGUCGUGACCAGGACAAAUGGGAACAUAUCUCGAUACGAUAUGGAUUCUGGCACCACCUCCCGCAGUACAACAGGGCAGCUUUUGACGAGGGCUACACACGACUUAAUGAUGUUUGCAAAACUGACAACUACCAUGGAUUUUUGUUUUCAAAGAAUGGAAACACAAAAGUUAUGCCAAUUUAUGACUUUAAUGGAAACCUGGCUGGAAUACAAUCAGCUAUCCCUGGCAAUAUGAAGGGCUAUAACUCCCUCAACGAGACGAUAGAUUUACCUCCCAUUGAGAUUAUGCCUCCUGUAUUGAAAGGACUCAGGGAUGCCAAAGGAAUCCUAUAUUAUACAGUCACAGCUUACUUCAAACAUCCACGGCUCAUCUGUAGUCCUAUACCUCAUGAAGGUGUAACACCAGGCAGAGGUCUAUACAUACAAAUGGGUUUUAAUCCUGAACACGAUUUCCUACACAUUCCAAAAGAGACGCGACAUUUAUCUCCCUUGUGGAGACGUGGAAAUUGUCUCCCUAUGAUGGGUACCCAUUACUUUAUGAACCUGUCGCAAAGUCUGCCCUGUGAGAAAAUAUACCCGCUGUUUCUCAUGUACGACAAUGAAGGAAACCUUGGAGCAUUUGGCUGGGUGUUCCAGGGACGGCCAAAUAAUCUUUACUCCGAGGGUGGUCGAAGUUGGUUUCACCUUACUCCAAAUACAUAUCCUUUCUUGUACAAAAACAGUAUGCUACCAAAGUGUAUGUUCUAUGAAAAGUUUCAAGUAUUCGGAAUACAUAUAUAUCUUCAAGAUCCCAAACAGCUCUUGUGUCCAGCCAUAUCCAACGUUGAACAACCUAAAACGACGGAAACGCCGCAACGUUACACCCUUGCACCUCCGCCGCGGACUUUUAUCACUGAGUUAGAAGAGAAAAAAACUAAAAAUAUAAAUUCCGAAAACUAUGCUAUAGAAGCAUAUGACUUUAAAUCAUCCGGUGAUGUGACAUAUUCAAAAACACACGCUUUCACGAUAAUUUUUAUAUCAAUUUUGAACUUAAUAUGUCUUAAGUACGUGAUUCAAAGAUAGGACUACUACAGAGUGUGUAGACUUGUUUGAGAUUAUUCAAAAGGUGAUAAAAAAGGACAAUAAAAGCUUUUGAGCAUGUACUGUAUCAUUAUAUACAUGUACUGGGAUGGAUGUGAGUAAAAUACUUUUACCACCUAAAAAAACAACAACAACAUGCCAUUAAAGAAGUCAUAGUGCCAUUAUUUGCCAUUGUUGAAUCUAAAAUAAAACAAUACAUAUUUUUACCAGAAAAAAAUGAUGGAACUGAGACAGGGAUGUAACGGGGAAUGAAAUAUCUCCUUAUCUCCUUCAAACAUCACCUCUGUGCAGACAAGACUUUUAAAUAGACAAGACAUUGAGGUUAAGAUUCUGGUGCUUAGGUAAAAAUGAUAUGAAAAGUGUUAUAGAAGCCCCAGUAAUGUCAUUUUUCAGACAGUUUCUAACUAGUGGGAGUUUACUACAAUGUUGCUAAGGGAGGCCACUCUAGUCAUACUAAAUGUCCUUUGUAAGGGCUGAAAAAAACUCUAUCAUGUAGAUAAUUAAUGUGUUAUAUAAAACAACAUAUUACCUUUGAUUUCAUCCUUACUCUGCAGAGUGUGUAAAAUGGAGAUUAAAAUUGGAAUUGUGCCAUGUCAAUAUAAAGGAAUUUUGCUUAGUUAUGUUGUAAGCAAAAAAAAAUUCUUUUAUUCAUCAGACUGCUAGAUUGACAAAAUAGCCACUUCAUUUGUGUUCAUCAUCACUUUCAACAAUUUUAAUAAAAACUCUUCAUUAUUUGCAACUUUUAUCUUUAAAAAUCUUAGUUGAGAGAAAAAAAUACAUGUAAAUAUACUGUAUUGAUCCUUAUAAACAACCCUGGAGUUUUACCCGAAAACCAACCUUUCUCCCUUUCUUACCAGAGAGUAGUGUCAUACCAGAGAGUUAUGUAAUAUAUAUGUUAAAACUUAACAGUGAAAUUUUAUAUGUAAGUACACUAUUGAGUGCUAAGUGUGAAGUGUGUACUAUAAACACUGUUUUCUGUGAGACUGUGUGUAGAUUUGUGUCUUUUAUUUUUGUACCCACCGUAUUUGCACUUAGAUGAAAUAAAUGAAAUUGAAUAUCAGCAAAUAUUAUAUGUGAAAUUAUAAAUAUACAUGUAAAUGUUGAUGAAUAACAUAUGAAUAUUGUAUACUUUGUGUACAGAUUAACUGGUAUGAAUGCAUAUUUAUGAAGGAAAAAACAACUCACGUGGCUGUUAUUUCAUUAACUUGUUACUGACACGAAUGUAUAUAAUACAUGUUACUGUAUAUACAAUGCCAACUACAAACUACAUGCUAAAUCUAGCCACGACCAACAUCAAAGAAAUCAGUUAAUAAACAAAUAAAUUGUAUAAACUAUAAUAUAAUAUUGUACAAUCAUAUAAAAAUUAAUUAUUGUUAAAAAUAAUUAUUAUACAAUUAUAAAUACAUAGAAAAUGUGUUUUAUAUUGCAAAAAUUGAUGUGGAAUUGUUUAUAUGAAUAAAUGUGUAUAAAUGUGUAUAGUUGUGAAUGAUGGUGAUUUUUGUAAAUGAUUAAUGAACCGCGUCACGACAAAACCAACAUAAUGGGUUUGCCACCAGCAUGGAUCCAGACCAGCCUGUCUGAUCAGGACUCAUGCUGUUCGCUAUCAGUUUCUCUACAUGUAAUAGGGUUGGUAAGCGAACAGCAUGGAUCCUGAUCAGACUGCGCAGAUGCGCAGGCUGGUCUGGAUCCAUGCUGAUCGCAAAAGCAUUAUGUUGGUUUUGUCAUGGCACAGCUCAUUAAUAAAUGAAGAGUUAUAAAUGAGGAUGAGUUGCCACUUCCACAAAAUGUGAUAUCUAAUCAUGUGCUACACAGUACAUCUUUUUUAUUAUUUGUGUACCAAACACGUGUUUCUUGAAUAAAAUAUUUGAAAAUGGA